AUGUAUAUAUGCAAUCCUUUUACAAGGGAAUUCAAAGAGCUGCCAAGAACAAUACAGUUUGGGGAGCAAAAGGUCGUGUUUGGAUUUGGGUUCGAUCAUGUGAGUCAUGUGUACAAGGUCGUUAAAGUGAUUUACAAUUGGAAAAGACAUAACAAAAACCCGCCUUCCCCCUAUUUUAGAAUCCAUAAUUACCGUGCACGAUCAGAGGUCUUCGUAUACAGUAGUUGGAGUCCUGGUUGGAGAAGUCUCGGACGGGUACAUUUACCUCACAAGCUCGAGCAACGAUCAUCAGAAGCACUGGUGAAUGGAAGACUUCAUUGGUUGACUUUGCGGCAUAAAUGUGAAAGUCGUUAUGCACGGAGCAUAGUAUCUUUCGAUUUAGGUGAUGAAAAGUUUAGAGAGGUCCCGAGACCAGGUGGGCAAGAACGGUGUGACUAUCAUUUGACAGUGUUAAGAAAAUGUCUUUCCGUGGCAUUUUGUAAUUACGAGGAUUUGGAGAUUUGGGUUAUGAGAGUGUACGAUGUGAAAGAGUCUUGGAUCAAGGAGUUCAACAUUGGAACUAGUUCUGUGCCUCGGGUGGUGUUGAAACCAGAAUUGAAGCAAUCGUAUGCGAUUUGGAGGAAGAUUUCGCAGGUGAGACCUGCUCAAGUUCUCUGUCUUUUAAAGAAUGGCAAUGUUUUGGUACAGCAUAGAGGUAGAGUUUUGAUGUCUUAUGAUCCAGAGAGUGGAAAAUUUGAGAAGCUAAUGUUUCAGGGGAUGCCAGAACUGUUUCAAACAAUUGUUCAUUUUGGCAGCCUAGCUUAA
Molecule: messenger RNA, 804 nt
Organism: Camellia sinensis
Lineage: Eukaryota; Viridiplantae; Streptophyta; Magnoliopsida; Ericales; Theaceae
Product: F-box protein At3g07870
Molecular function (GO): protein binding
Source: RefSeq, a predicted model, not a curated record